AGCGAGAGACACUGUCUUGCAGCUCAGACUGGACCCGGCAUCUCACAGACAGCGUCACUGUGAAAAGAUAAAUGGAGGCACAAUUUGACAUGCCCAUGGACAAGAAGGCGACCAUGAAAAAGAAGGCUGCGGGCGGAAGCGGAUGUAGCCACAUCAGCGCGCCCAAAGCUGCCGCGUCCAAUUGUAGGAGCAGCAACAGCGGCAAUUGUGUUGACUCUGUCCCCGCUGCUGCUGCCAGCCAGAGCGCCCCAAGUGUGAAGCAGCUCGGCGUGGCCAGCAACGCCGUCAUGGACGAGGCUGAGGAUGAUGAGGAGGAGUCCAAGUUUCAGCAUCCGUGGCUGCGCCGAGUUGGGGGGAGCAGCAGUAGCGGUGGUGGUGGAGGCGGAGGAGGUAGUAUCAGAAUGAAGAACUUUAAGCCAGGAGGGGGAGCCGUGGCCACGGCUACCAGAAAUAACUCUACAAACGAGCCCAGCCUACUGCAAGCGGUGGACGCGCCUGCUGCCACUGAGCCCACCGUAGCAUCCAAAGUGAUUGAUACCACAACGUGUCUGGGAGAUAAUGCCGGGCGCGGCGAGACCAACAGAGUGGCAGGGGCGGAGACGUCUGGAGCAGCCAUCACACUAGAGGUUUUAAACGCGGCAGCAGGUGAUGGUUCCAAUAGCACCGCUCCAAUUUCAAGAAUGAAAUGCAACAAAAACGGAGAAUGCAGGAGGGACUCCGGGACCGGGAGCCUGCGCUCGAUCAUCUCCAACAAGACUGCCGGGGCGGGGAGGGCCGAAGACGGAGGGACCCUUAGGCGUGGUGCCUGUAACUCAGCCAGGGCCAGCAUGGAUGGCUCCAUGACAAGCUCCAUCACGCAGGGCCACGGGGAAGUGGGCGCAAACCCCGGCAUCACCCCGGUUUCCACCGGCGUCCCCGAGAAAAAAGACUCCAGGGUGUCCUUCUCCAACGCGCCGAGCAGGAAAGCCUCCUCGUCGCUGCACGGCUCGACGCAGACCCAGACGACCCAGCAGCCCAGGAAUUCUGUCACCUUCCAGAAGCCCGAGGAGGGACCCCAGAUCCAGACCGAGGAUGCCGAGCCCGGCGGAAGCACCUUCAUGCAGCGACAAUUCAGUGCCAUGCUGCAACCUGGAGUUAACAAAUUCUCCUUGCGUAUGUAUGGGAGUCAAAAGGCGGUGGAGAGGGAGCAAGAGCGGGUUAAAUCAGCGGGCAAUUGGAUUAUCCACCCCUACAGUGAUUUCAGGUUCUACUGGGAUUUCACAAUGCUUCUCUUCAUGGUGGGUAACCUGAUCAUCAUCCCGGUGGGCAUCACCUUCUUCAACGACGGGACAACCACCCCUUGGAUCAUCUUUAACGUMAUCUCCGACACCUUCUUCCUCAUGGACCUGGUCCUCAACUUCCGCACAGGCAUCAUUAUCGAGGACAACUCCGACAUCAUCCUGGACCCCAAGACCAUCAAGAAGACGUACCUGAAGACCUGGUUCAUCGUGGACUUUGUCUCCUCAAUCCCCGUGGAUUAUAUCUUCCUGAUCGUGGAGAAGGGGAUCGACUCUGAGAUGUAUAAGACGGCCAGGGCCCUGAGGAUCGUACGCUUCACUAAGAUCCUGAGUCUGCUGAGGCUGCUGAGGCUGUCCCGGCUCAUCCGCUACAUCCACCAGUGGGAAGAGAUCUUCCAUAUGACCUAUGACCUGGCCAGUGCGGUGAUGCGUAUCUUCAACCUGAUUGGUAUGAUGCUGUUGCUGUGUCACUGGGAUGGCUGUCUACAGUUCCUGGUUCCCAUGCUGCAGGACUUCCCCUCAGACUGCUGGGUCUCCCUCAACAAGAUGGUGAAUGACACCUGGUCGGAGCUAUAUUCGUUUGCAGUGUUCAAGGCGAUGAGCCACAUGCUGUGUAUCGGCUACGGUCGGCAGGCCCCGGAGAGCCUGUCUGAUAUCUGGCUCACCAUGCUCAGUAUGAUCGUCGGGGCCACCUGCUAUGCUGUGUUCAUAGGCCAUGCCACAGCACUCAUCCAGUCCCUGGACUCGUCCCGACGACAGUACCAGGAGAAGUACAAACAAGUGGAGCAGUAUAUGUCCUUCCACAAGCUGCCGUCUGACUUCCGACAGAAAAUCCAUGAUUAUUACGAGCACCGGUACCAGGGGAAGAUGUUUGAUGAAGAGAGCAUCCUGGAAGAGCUGAAUGAACCACUCAGAGAGGAAAUUGUCAAUUUCAACUGCCGUAAACUGGUGGCGUCCAUGCCGCUGUUCGCCAACGCAGAGCCCAACUUUGUGACAGCCAUGUUGAUCAUGCUCCGCUUCGAGGUCUUCCAGCCCCGUGAUUACAUCAUCAGAGAGGGUACCAUCGGCAAGAAGAUGUACUUUAUCCAGCACGGAGUCUGUAACGUCAUCACUAAGGGAACCCUGGGAAUGAAGCUCACUGAUGGCUCCUACUUUGGAGAGAUCUGUUUGCUGACACGUGGCCGGCGUACUGCCAGUGUUAGAGCGGAGACAUACUGUCGUCUCUACUCCCUGUCUGUGGACAACUUCAAUGAGGUUCUGGAGGAGUACCCCAUGAUGAGACGGGCCUUCGAGACAGUGGCCAUCGACCGACUGGACCGCAUAGGCAAGAAGAACACCAUUCUGAUGCACAAAGUGCAGCACGACCUCAACUCCGGCGUCUUCAACAACCAUGAGAAUGAGAUGAUCCAGGAGAUUGUCAAGUACGACCGUGAGAUGGUCAAACUGGUGGACCUCCAGAGACCCCGCACCAUGUCCAUGACUUCCUCCGCCCCCGGGGGCAUGUUCUCCCCUGCAGGCCCUUCCGGGGCUGGRGCCCUCGCUAGCCUCCAGCAGGCUGUGGCCAUGAGCUUCUGCCCCCAGGGGAUGGGGCCGAUGGCGGGGUCAGGGACGCUGCAGUCCCCCCGCAUGUUGCGGAGGUUCCAGGUGGUCCAUAGCCUGUCCCAGAGCCCAGUCUCCGCAUCCCCUCUCCAGUCCCAGCCACCCCAGAUGGCUCAUGCAACAGGGGCGUUUGGGUCGGCUAUCUCCAGCCCACCAGUCCAGAGCCCUCUGACGCACCAGGGACGKACAUUCCAGUACAUGGGAGGAGCAGGGCCCUCUGGGUCUCAGCUGUCCCUGGUGCAGCACCAYGUUCCCAGUCCCACGCACACCAUCCAGAGGCCCUCCUCGCACAAGAGCACCCACUCCCUCCACUCGGGCACCCUGAGCCAAGACGCCCGUGCCCUCUCCUCCUCCCAGCUCUCCCUCCCUCAGGAAGGAACCCCUGCUGUCGCCCUCAGCCCUCCCCAAUCAACCCACCCAUCCACCCAUGCCUCCUCCACCUCCAUUGGCCCUCCUCAGCCCACUCACCCUAGCCAGCCGGGGCCCUCCGGGGUGGGGGUCCAGGUUGAGGGAAGACCCACGGGAGCUCCACAGCGUGUGGCUUUCGCCUCUACUCCUCCCCCAGGAGCACCCGGGAUGGSGGCGGCUGUGGCGGCAGCUGGGUCGGGGAUCCCGGACUCUGGUGUCCCCAACAAGGAUUUGAUCGAUAGCCUACCGGAGUUAGACUCGGCCCGGAGCCGGCUGUCUUCUAACUUGUGACCCUAUGAGAGGUGCAGGAUAGAGGCCUUUACGUAGGUGAAUCUAAACCUCUGUCUGAAUGACCUGACUGGUUGGCUUCCUUACCGACAUGGCCGGCAGAAUACGGGCCACAUCGUCAGUCAUUCAUACAGAAUGUCUUGUGUGUCGGUCAGAGUCAACAAAGAGGAAAGAGGAACUCUGUGACUCGUGUGAUUCAGAGAGUCUAAACAAUUAAACUAGUUUAACAAAGGUAAGACUGGACUGUUCUACUGUGCCAGCACCUUUAUUCUUAGUAGUACCCCUUACAUUCUGCUUCCAAACACCUAUAUUGCUGACUUUUACUGUAAAGAUAUCGAGAAAGAAACUGUUGCAUACUGUGUAGAAUCCAUACAGCGCAAUCUAGCAGGAGCUGGACUUAAAAACGAAAAAUCAGGGACUUGAAUCAAAGGACAAUGAUGACAUUCUACGCUUUCAGAACGUGUUUUUGGGUGUCCUUUUUUUCUGUAUACGCUGUUGUAGCAAAAAUAAAUACAUUGCUCUUCACAUUGUUUAAAAUAGUGUUUUAGACCGCUGGUCGAUCUUACAUCGAUAUGUAAAUAGUUGAAAUAGUAAAAAAAAAAUGACCGAAAGAUAGUAUCUUCAUUGUAUCUAUUCUAAACCAAAGUUGAGCUUGAACACGAAGUUUGGUUGUGUCUGUAUCAACUAAAAAUGAGAUCCAGAAGAAAAUGCCAUUUAUUUAACUGCCUUGAUUCCAAGUUUAGAAGCCAUAUAUUUGGUUUGUGUGGGUGUAUAUAUAUAUAUUGGUUUGUGUGUGUGUGUGUGUGAGAGUUGGUAUGCAUGUUUUUGGUUCCAUUCUGUUUUUCCAAGAGAGCUGACAUGUGUACUCAUAUCUUUACACUGCUUUGUCAGGCAUGGUUGGUUGGAUUUGCUGGCAAUGGCACAGGCAAUAUUUCCCAGCUUCUCUGUUCAGCUAAAUGUGUCUGGGAAGAUAUCCACUUGUCAUGUUGGCAGAAAUAUACAUAUCGUGACACUGGAGGCAAAAGUGGUGGUAAAUUGUCUGUGCUUUAUCAAAAAGAACCAUUUCAAACAACCCACACUGUAUACUUGCUUGUUUUCGUCCAGGUUUAUUGAUUAAUACAUGCAAUAUAAUUCUGCAAUACUCUUACCCCGCCUAUAUGUAUAUACACUCAGUUGCCAGUAUAUUAGGUACACCACCCUGUUCAAGAAAAUGGUUCGCUCCUACAGACAUUGAGUCACGUGGCCUUGUUAUAUAAAGCAGGCAGACAGCCAUCAAGGCAUUCAGUUACUGUUUGAUUGAAUGUUAAAAUAGGCAACACAAGUUACCUAAGCUACCUUGAGCGUGGCUUUUCAUGCACGGCAGUGUCCAGGGUUUACCGAGAAUGGAGUGACAAACAAAACAUCCAGUCAGCAGCAGUCCUGUGGGC
Messenger RNA from Salvelinus sp. IW2-2015, 4999 nucleotides. Lineage: Eukaryota; Metazoa; Chordata; Actinopteri; Salmoniformes; Salmonidae. The record is from RefSeq and is a predicted model, not a curated record.